UUCCUCUCUCUCUCUCCUUCCUCUCCUUUUCGUCUCUGUUCUUCAUUAGCGCCGUCCGCCAUUGUUAUAAAUCCUUCUCUUCUUCCCCGUUCUCCAACUAACCCUAAACCACUUCCAUAGCCGGACCUCGGAGAUUCCUCAUUCCCGUUCGCAAUGGAAGUGGCGGUUCCGGUUCUUCCUGUCGACUUCAACUUCGACAGCGCCUGCUCUUCCCCUUACAUGACCGCUCCUUCCAGUCCUCAGCGCUUUGGAAACUUCUUCUCCAGUGCUCCAACCUCUCCCUCACACGCUGCCGCAUUCUACUAUGAAUACAAGGAGUUUGGUUCUGGCUAUGGCGAUGGAAGGAUUUCUUCGGCGUCGGAUAUCCCUUUCCUGUGGGAGGAGAUGCCUGGAAUUGCGAAAUCUGGAGGUGAUUGUUGUAGUAGUGUUGCUGAUGAGGAUUUUGAAUUCGAUUUCAGUGGACAAUUGGAGCGGACUUCUUUGUCGGCUGAGGAGCUCUUCGAUUGUGGUAAAAUUAGGGCUCUGAAACCUCCGCCGUGCCAUCGAGUGACUGAUUCGGUUUGCUCUAGUGCGAUGUCGCCUAAAUCGCCGAGAUCGGUGAAAAUUGCGCAGGGAAAGAGAAUGGUUCAAGAAGUUUUCUCUCCUCGCCACCACCGCCGGAGAGAUACAGAUCCAUUCGAUGAGGCUCUCAAGGCAGCAACACAAAGAAACAGCGACGGAAAGCGAGGCAGAGAAAGAACAAACAUCUCCGUCUCCUCGCGGUCGUCUUCAUCCAUAAGACGCAGCGGAAGCCGAUCGUUAUCUCCACUCCGUGUCUCCAAUAACAUUCUCAUUUCCGACCUAGAAAUGCCAGAUAAAUCCGGCGUUUCUUCCGCCACAAGCAACGACAAACACUCAAUCACAUCAUCAUCGGCUUCAUUCCUCUCCGCAUUCUCGUUCUCCAGAGGACAGAGAAGAUGGAGAAUCAGAGACCUACUACUGUUCCGAAGCGCAUCAGAAGGGAGAGCGACGGACAAGAAAGCUAUAGAGGAGAUGAAGAACUCAAGCUUCCGGUCGAUGGAGAGCCUGAGUUCGGUGUCGAGCUCGAGAAGGCGAGGGCCGAUUUCGCCUCACGAAUUGCACUACAAAACGAACAGAGCAGUUUCAGAAGAGCUGAGGAAGAAGACGAGCUUGCCGUACAAACAUGGCCUCUUGGGGUGUUUAGGAUUCAAUUCCAGUAUGCAGCGCAGUUUCUCCAGAGGAUUUGGCUCGCUCGCACGUGCAUGAAAUAUUCCCUCAAAUAAUUAAUUUUAUUCAAUAUUUUAUUCCCAAUUA
This is a messenger RNA of Cucurbita moschata (crookneck pumpkin), 1314 nucleotides long. RefSeq lists its product as uncharacterized. The record is from RefSeq and is a predicted model, not a curated record. The transcript has 2 exons. NCBI's taxonomy places the organism in Eukaryota, Viridiplantae, Streptophyta, Magnoliopsida, Cucurbitales, Cucurbitaceae. Bases 154 to 1266 code for a protein of 370 amino acids.